This is a messenger RNA of Tetranychus urticae (two-spotted spider mite), 1924 nucleotides long. RefSeq lists its product as uncharacterized. Gene Ontology annotation, biological process: blood coagulation. The record is from RefSeq and is a predicted model, not a curated record. Lineage: Eukaryota; Metazoa; Arthropoda; Arachnida; Trombidiformes; Tetranychidae.
AACAAAACUUGAGUUUAUCCAGUUUUGUCAAGAUCUGCUUUCACUUUGUGUUUAAAUAUAUAAUAAUAGAUUGAAAAAGACAACGACAAUUGUUCAAAAAAUAAACUCUACUCUUGCAUCUAUAAUGAAGUUAAUAACCAUUUGUUUGAUUUUGUUGCUAUUCAAUAUCUUAGGACCGACUUUUAUCCAUGGACAAGCGGCUAGUCGUAAAAAGAUGAUUGAAGAAAUGAGUCAAAACAUGAAAGAAAUGGAAACAGCUUUUGGUAAAUUGUCAAAUCAACUGAAAUCAACAGAGGCUAAUUUAAAUCUAUUCCAGGAUAAAUUGAAUGUUGUACUGAAUACAGUUGAAGUAACCAAGGUGAGAACCCGGAUGAUUGAGGAAAAGUUUACAACAUUGGAAUCAAAGUUGGCCACAAUUGAAGAAACGGCAAAAACAAGUUUGGCGCAUUUGAUCAACAGCUCUGGUGCCACUGGUGUAAAUAACCGUCUUGAGUCUACCGAGAAAGGUUUACUCAAGAUUAUGAAUGUUUUGACUGAUUUAUAUGGACUGGUUAAGGAGAACCAUCUCAAUGACAAACCAACAUUAUCCAGAAGAGGUGAAUCCGAUUUUGAAAGUGAAAGCAACAUGAGAAAGAUUGUCCGAGAAGAAGUGAAUAUCUUGAAACACGAGCUUGCCAAUGAUAUGAAUAUUACUGGAUUAACUGGACGAUUGGGUGAAGUGUUUUCCAUCAUAACCAAUAUCCAAGAAAAUUCAGUGAACAAUAAAAAGCCUGGUGUUGAGGAUGACUCAAAUGGUAAUCAAUUAACCAGUCAACCUCGUGAUGAGGUUUGCUCUGACUUUUCCAGGUUAAGAAAUCAAUUCUCAUUUGCUGUACAAGAGCUUCGUAAUAACAUGACACUUGUUAUGGAUACAAUUAGCAAAGGCAAAUGUAAUACAUUGACAUCAGCUGGAUCACCAGUCAGCUCAUCAAGUGCACCUUCGCCAUCAUUUUUUGUAACAUUACCGAACGUCAAUCAAGCUGACUCACCUCGACUAGAUGGGUUGACUCAGCGUAUCAAUGAUUGUCCCAUCAUGGAUCCUCGCCUAUCUUCAAAGCUGGACUGUACUCAUUCUAGACCCAAUUUUCCUAAAGAUUGUGCUGAGAUAAUUACAUCAAACUCAACCUGCCAAUCCAAAGUGUACGCAGUUAGGACAGGUUCACCUUUAAGAGUCCAAAGAGUCUAUUGUGAUAUGGAUGACAAUGGCGGAGGUUGGACGGUUAUUCUGAGACGAGGCAAAUUCUCAGAGAAGAAGCAUCAUGUUGAUUUCAGGACAAAUUGGCAAACAUACAAAAGAGGAUUUGGUGAUAUUGGUGAUGAAUUUUGGAUUGGAAAUGAAGUGAUUCACCAUUUAACUACAAAAGAACCUCAAAUCCUGCAAAUUGAUAUGAAAUCGUUUUCUGGUGAAUGUAUUUCGGUUCAAUUUAAAAAAUUUAUCGUCGCCAGUGAAUCAGACAAUUACCAAUUACAAAUUGAUGAACCUUUUGGAUCCAACAAAGAAACGGCAGAGAUAUUUUUAACUUUUAAUGGCACUUCUUUCAUCACUAGCGAUAGAAUCAAAGAUUCACAAAGAUUUGCUUGUUUAAAUCUAUUGACUGGAGGCUGGUGGGUCAACCCAUCAAGAUGUCCAUUGGUCUAUUUAACUGGAUUAUAUAAGGAAGUUGAUGUCCGAAGGGAGGUUGACACUGGAGUCAGGUGGAUGACAUUCAAAGAAAAUGAAUCUCUUCGAGAGGUUCAGAUGAAAAUUCGUCCCUUCUCCUUCUUAAAUAAAGUUUAAACAUUUAAAAUUUCAAUUUAAUCUAAAUACUGUAAUCAUGCAUUCAUAGUUAUCUUUAAUGUAGUUGUUUUUACAUACCUUUUACAAAUAAACAAUCAAAAACUCUAA